AAUCCGACCAAAUUCAAAACCAGCCGCCACAAAGACGUCCCGCCGCCACGCUCCACUUCCAUCUCCGCUUGAGAGAGAGAGCGAGAGUGAUGCAGAGCCUGCAGGAGAAGGCCUCCGAGUGGAGCGGCGUUGACUUGACCGACGCGUUCGCCAUCGACUCCACCAAUCUCUUCCAGAGACUCGGCCUCCAGGCCUUCAUCAACCUCUCCACCAAUUUCUACACUCGGGUCUACGAUGACGAUGAGGAGUGGUUCCGAUCGAUUUUCGCAGGCUCGAAGAAAGAAGACGCUAUUCAGAACCAGUACGAGUUCUUCGUGCAGAGGAUGGGAGGCCCCCCGCUGUACUCUCAAAGGAAAGGUCAUCCCGCACUGAUUGGACGCCACAGACCAUUUCCCGUGACACAUCAGGCCGCAGAAAGGUGGCUACACCACAUGCAACAAGCACUAGACAGCACCCCGGAGAUCGACCCGGACUCAAAGACUAAAAUGAUGAACUUUUUCAGGCACACGGCAUUCUUUCUCGUGGCAGGGGACCAGCUGAAGAAUCAGAGCCAGCAGGCUCCUAAUUGUAAGCAUGCCACCAGCAAAUAGUCCUCCGCAGAACUUCCUGGCUUUUAUCGGACAUCACAGCAGAAAUCUAUGAAUCCUUCUUAGUACUUCUUCCUUGGAUUUAGGAAGAACUAACGUUACAUAAUUGUUCAAGAAGAAUACCCUCAACAGCUUGUUCAUUGCCACCAAUAACACGGGCUGUUUAUUUCUCCUCCCGAGUCUCUCUCGCUGUGUUAAAGAUGGUCUUCGAGUGAUGUAGACACCUUUUACAAAUUGAUCAAGGAAAAAUAAAAGGUCGGGGGCGGCAAGGAUUAGUUAGCGCCUCGGAUCUUCAAUCUCGGUAUAUGUAAUACUAGACCGAUACCCGUAACUAAUAACAAAACAAUCUUGGACAUGCCCUAAUGUGGCAUUCCAAGGAAUUGAGUA
This is a messenger RNA of Punica granatum (pomegranate), 974 nucleotides long. The record is from RefSeq and is a predicted model, not a curated record. Lineage: Eukaryota; Viridiplantae; Streptophyta; Magnoliopsida; Myrtales; Lythraceae.